Xyrauchen texanus (razorback sucker) is the source of this 6413-nucleotide messenger RNA. RefSeq names its product FYVE, RhoGEF and PH domain-containing protein 4-like. Gene Ontology annotation, cellular component: cytoplasm. Gene Ontology annotation, molecular function: guanyl-nucleotide exchange factor activity; metal ion binding. NCBI's taxonomy places the organism in Eukaryota, Metazoa, Chordata, Actinopteri, Cypriniformes, Catostomidae. Bases 879 to 3407 code for a protein of 842 amino acids. The record is from RefSeq and is a predicted model, not a curated record. Gene Ontology annotation, biological process: filopodium assembly; cytoskeleton organization. The transcript has 18 exons.
CUCGUCCAUGUCCCAACCCUCCAUCUGGGCUCUUCUGCUCAACCUCAAGAAAACACUCCUCAGGGCUGCAGUUUCCUGAUUUUUGUCUAGAGUUUCCUCCCUCCGGAUGGAGAGAUGGGCAUUCCCGUAUCUUGAAAACCAGACAAUACUCCCUAUUAUUAUUGUAGACUCAAGACCAGGAGUAAAUCCUCAUUCAACGCCUCCAGUCCUGUUGAUAAUCAGGAUUCAGUGGAUCAUCCUGGAACAGCAACAUACAGAGAUGUUGAAGUCUCUCCUGCGGUCAAGAGAAAUGAUUGAGGAAGCAUUGAAUAUGAGGGAGAACAGUGGGAAUACUCAGAUCUCUGGCUUUUAAAAACAAACCCUCAUUAAGAAAUCUCAUUUUAAUGUCUAAUCUCUGAGUUUAUGUUCUUUAAUGGGGAUAUUUGGAUGUUUGGACUCAUGAUUUUGUGAACCGGACUAUUUCAAGUUGUCAAAAGGAGAUCAAGAGAGAGAGAGACAGGAAGUGGAGGUACAGUGGAUAUUUUUGUCCUCUAUUAAUCUACAGGAAGCCUGACUUCACUUUCUCUUCACUCCUGGACUCUUCCCUGCGGCUCCAUCACGUCUGUAACUCUGUGUGCUGGAGUCGGGCAGAUGGACAGUGAUGGAUCUUAUGGACUUUGGCCUCAGGAAAGUUCUCCUCCAUUACACCACCUCUGGUAGGUGACGAACCGUUCCGCUGUAAUGAGCUCCAACAUGCCGUGAUGGGAAGUUUUACUGUGACUCUGGGAAAGUGUACGAGAGCAGUCGAAUGUGAGAAGAUGGAGAGGGGUUUGAACAAACUCUGAUGGUUCCUCUCCAAAAUAAAUCAAUUGUUGAGUCCAUGUGACUCAGAAAAUAUCAUGGGCAAUGGAUUGAGAAAAAUGAAGCACCGGCGCAAGUAUUGGUUUUGGUCGACCAAAGAUAAAGCUGGCAAGCCGAGCUGUUUUCUGUCCAAACAAUCGGAUGAAGAGGAAGCUUGUGUUGGGGUGAAGAUCGCACAGAGCAAAGCUGUUGGCAGCAGCAGCACAACCGAGCAAAGCCGCCGCAGUGAGCGCUUGAGUCGUGGGUCCAGAUUCAGUGACAAGAGUCACACUGGAGUAAAUGGACGAGGUUCAGGCCGCCGGCUGCUGCAUCCCAAACCGCAAGUGCCUCCUAAGCCAGCACACCUCCAGAGUCCGGUGACAGAAAUCUCUAUUCCACUUGGCACCGGAACGUCAGCCAUCAAACCCAGUAUGGAAGGGGGAGGAGUAGAAGGAGCCAUAGGAAAGGGCAGAGUGUCCAACCUCAUCAGUCGCUUUGAAGAGAGCAGACACACAGAUGGUCAGAGGGAGGCUCCGACUUUGAAGCAGGUCAGCAGAUCUCCCAACUGCAGUCCAGCACACAAGAACAACCAGAAAGAAGAGCAACCGACUGACUCCAGCUCCACCACCGGCAGCCCACGUCAUGCUCUGAAACCUCCUAACGGGGUUCUAGCCCAAAUGAACAGGGACCGGCUUGAGGAUCAGGGUGGAGUUACAGACUCAUCAGUUCCAGUUGUGAAGAUAGACACGCAUGGACUGGUCAAUGGAGAUGCAGCAAUGGACAGUACAGAUGGGAACCGUGUCGAUGUAUCUCACAGUCAUAUAGAUCGGAGCGAGGAGAACGAGCAGCAGUGUGUUGUGAUGAACAACAUCCCAGAGCAGAAGGAAACAAAUGAACAGAAGCUUUACAAGAUAGCAAACGAGCUUCUACACACAGAGAAGGCUUAUGUUGCACGACUCAACUUAUUAGAUAAAGUGUUCUGUGCCAAGCUGAUGGAAGAGGCCAGAAAAGACACGUUCCAUGUGGAUGUGGUGAAAAACAUCUUUUCCAACAUCUCUUCCAUUAAUGCCUUCCACAGCAAGUUUCUUCUGCCUGACCUGGAGAAACGCAUGGGGGAAUGGACAUCAACACCUCGCAUCGGAGACAUCCUACAGAAGCUCACUCCCUUCCUGAAGAUGUAUGCAGAGUAUGUGAGUAACUUUGAUCAUGCCAUGGACCUGCUGAAGCAAUGGACCGAUCGAUCGCCUCAGUUCAAAGCCAUCAUUCUGGAAAUCCAGAGUCAAGAACAGUGUGGCAGUCUGACGCUGCAGCAUCACAUGUUGGAGCCGGUGCAGCGAGUGCCGCGCUACGAGAUGCUGCUCAAAGACUAUCUGAAGAAGCUUCCUCAGGAUCACAUAGACCGGCGAGAUGCUGAAAAAUCUUUGGAAAUAAUUGCCAUGGCUGCCACCCACUCCAACACUGCCAUCAGGAAAACUGAUAACCUGAAGAAACUGCUGGAGAUUUACGAGAUGCUGGGAGAGGAAGAGGACAUUGUGAACGCCUCAAAUGAGUUAAUAAAGGAGGGUCAUAUUCUGAAACUGGCAGCGAGGAACACUUCGGCCAUGGACAGAUAUCUCUUCCUGUUCAACAACAUGCUGCUGUACUGUGUCCCCAAGUUCAGUCUGGUGGGACAGAAGUUUACAGUGCGCACACGCAUCGGCAUCGAUGGCAUGAAGGUUACGGGGACGUUUAACGAGGAUUACCCUCAUACCUUUCAGGUUUCUGGCAAAGAACGCACACUUGAGCUGCAGGCCAGCUCUGAACAGAAUAAAGAAGACUGGAUAAAGGCAUUACAGGAAACAAUACACAUUUUCCUCCAGAAAAAUGAGACAUUUAAGUCUGCAUCCAAAGAAGUGGAGGAAGUAUCGGAUCUUCAGAUAUCCGAGCUGGGGAAACGAGCCCCUCGCUGGAUACGGGACAAUGAGGUGACCAUGUGCAUGAAGUGUCGAGAGCCCUUUAACGCCCUCACGCGCAGAAGACAUCACUGUCGAGCCUGUGGAUAUGUGGUGUGCUGGAAGUGUUCGGACUACAAAGCCCCUCUGCAAUAUGAAGGCAAUAAGAUGAACAAAGUGUGCAAAGACUGUUACUCCAUCCUGACGGGACACAUCGACGGCGAGGAGAAAGAGGGCAAGAAGAAAGGAAUUCUAGAGAUUGAAGCAGCUCAGUUCUCUGGCAGUAGUAUAAUGUGUGGCUUCCUGCAGUAUUGUGAGAAGAAUAAGCCCUGGCAGAAAGUCUGGUGUGUCAUUCCUCAGAAGGAAGCUCUAGUUCUCUACUUGUAUGGAGCACCUCAGGAUGUCAAAGCCCAAUCCACAAUUCCUUUGCUCGGUUACCAGGUUGAGGACACUCCAAGACCUACAGACCCUCCGUCAAGCUUCAGGUUAUCUCAAUCCAAGUCAGUCCACAGCUUUGCAGCAGAAAGUGAAGAACCAAAGCAACGCUGGCUCAAGGUGAUCCGUUUGGCGGUGAUGGGUGAGGUAGCAGAGUCCCCGCUACCUGGAGAGGGCACUGCCACAGAAGGCUCCCAGGAACCCAGCUCUAACAGUGUCUGAGCAAAGAGAGGAACUCUUGUGUUCACUACUGAUGGGGCAAUAUUGCCAAGCCUCAUUUUGCUGUUAGAUCACCACAAAGUGUUGACACUUUUGCUCACAUUGCACAGACUAUUUGCGUCAUCACGGACAGCAUUUAAAACCCAUGCGUGUGUGCCCCCUGCUGGUCGGUCUGAGCUAUAGCAUUUUGUCCAGUUCUCCUAACAUUCCAUUUGGAUUUGGACGCAUAAAAAACAUCAGGUGGAGGACUGUAAGCACAAUCGCACUGUUUGGUGCUACUGGACAUUGCAUAAUUCAAAAUCAGUCUGGCAAGGAUCAAGCCAAAAGAAGAAGAGUACAUGGAGGAUUGAACUAGAGAUCAUUGUCAGAUGUACUAAGCUGUCAUGGCCACCCGCUUAUGUAAAUAUUGUACAUUCUGAAGAAAAGACAUGUUUGUAUGUAUAAAACAUUGAAACAGACAUCCAUUCUCUUUAUAUAUAUAUAUAUAUAUAUAUAUAUAUAUAUAUAGGCCUAGAGGAGCAUUCGGCCACUAUGAUUUUUGCCAAGAUGGGUUCUUGGAAUUACAUUUUGGUCAAAGAAACAUAAUCCUAACCCUUUACCCAAACCACAACUUUGACCCAACCCAUUUAUGCCAAAAACCAGAGGGAUAUGACUGGUUGAUAAAGCCCUCAGCCUAAACCUAAAAACAAAUUGAAGUGAAGAAUUAAAGCACCCUUGUGGUAAACCUUCCCCUCCCAAAUCCCUGCUAUCUGAAUGAUGAAUAUAAAUGUUGUACCAGGACCAACAAACAUGUUUGUCCAAGAGCACAUCUUGCUUGGCAAAUUCAGUCUCCAGGAGUGUCUGGGAUGUAAUUAAAUGAACCAGCAGGUGAAAAUGCUGCUUUAUGUUGGGGUUUGAUUAAAUUGUUUGCUUUACCGCCAUCAAAUUCAAAUUAAUUUCAAAGUCUAAUCUAAUCAAUUAUGAACGAAGUGUCACCAUUUUCACCAAUAGUUCUGCAACCGAUUACAGACUUAGACUUUUUCCAUUCUCAGAGUUGGUAAAUGUGUGAUUUAUCAGGUAUUUUCUUUCUAAUCAUGCUAAUUUAUUCAUUAUUGAUGAUAACUGGUUAUAAACAGGGAUAGGACCUGUGUAUAUGUGAUUUUGAGAAAAUAGAUUCUGGGAUGGACCAUUUUUCUACAAAGUCAUGUGACCAGUGGGUGUAAGAUUUUCUGUUCUUAUAUGUAAUGACACUUUCACUGUGUGCAGCACAAUCAGCUUCAGUAGACCCACUGGAGCAAGGAGACAUUUACAUGUUCUUUAAAUACUGGAAUUAUAAUUGUAUUAUUUAAAAAAUAAUUUAUAGCCAUUAUGCAUAAUUUUACAUGGCAAAUAUACGAUUCUCAUCCUUCAUAGAUCCAAGAAAAUGCUGGUGUAUCUCUGAAAAACUAACAUGCUAUACAGUCAUGUGAAAAAGAAAGUACACCCUUCUUGAAUUCUAUGGUUUUUCAUAUCAGGACAUAAAAAUCAUCUGGUCCUUAGCAGGUCUUAAAAUUAGGUAAAUACAACCUCAGAUGAACAACAACAACAUAUGACAUAUUACACUGUGUAAUGAUUUAUUUAACAAAAAUAAAGCCAAAAUGGAGACGUACACCCUUACUGCUUCCUUAGGAAUUAAGAGGCUAAGUAGUUGCCAGGUGCUGCUAAUCAAAUGCCCUUGAUUAACUGAUCAUCAGCAAGUGUGACCACCUCUAUAAAAUACCAAAUUUGAUCAGUUUGCUGGUCUGGAGCAUUCAGGUGUGUGUUAACAUAAUGCUAAAGGAGGAAAGACAUCAGCAAUUACUUUAGAGAAGCAAUUGUUGCUGCCCAUCAAUCUGGGAAGGGAUAUAAGUCCAUCAUUCUACAGUAAGAAAGAUUAUUCACAAAUUGAAAACAUUGAAGACAGUCUUCCUAGGAGUGUACGUCCCAGCAAAUUUACCCCAAUGUCAGACCGUGCUAUGCUCUGAGAAAUUGCAAAAAAAAAAACAAGAGUUACAUCUCAGACUCUACAGGGCUCAGUUAGCAUGUUAAAUAUUAAAGUUCAUGACAGGACAAUUAUAAAAAGACUGAAGUAUGGUUUGUUUGGAAGGGUUGCCAGGAGAAAGCCUCUCUCGGUUUGUAAAGUUGCAUCUGAACAAACCUCAAGACUUCUGGCCAUAAUGGGGCGGCUGUGGCUCAGAUGAUAGAGCGGGUUGGCCACUAAUCACAGGGUUGGCGGUUCGAUUCCCGGCCCACAUGUCUCCACAUACCGAAGUGUCCUUGGGCAAGACAAGGUGAUAAGCCUGAAAUUAGGAGAAACUUUGGGUCCAGAGUUACACCAGCAUUGUCUUGGAUAUACGAAGGAUGAGAAUUUGUAGAGAAGCAUAUUCCAAGAAUUACAAUUAAUAACAUUGUAAAUUAAUUUUGGCAAUAUAUUGGUUAUUCUUUUUUUUAAUCAUUUUAUCUUGCAGUAUGAGAUAUUUAGACAAUAAAUGGCCUUUAUUUAUAAUCAAUCUGACAAAGUGGCAACUUUCAUAAGGUUACGUGUGGUAAAAUAUUUUUUUUGUAAUUUUAAAGGAUGCGUGACCUUGUAAAAACAUCUUCACGACUGAAUUUUUUUUGUUUGUUUUUUGUUUACCAACCAGUUGUUUCCGGUGUUCAUAUUCUCUGUAUACGAUGUGCCUGUGACAUUUAGAGUACACUGUUACACACAUUUUUGUGGGCAAAGGGGAAAGCAAACGAUGUUGUUUUAAUUAUCUUCACCACACUUUAUAUGUACCAACUGAAACUGAAGAUCUACGCACUUUACUGUCUUCUAUAAAGUGUACCUUGUAAAAUAAAAAGAUUAUUCUGCAAGGGUUUUUUCCUCUCUUAGAAAUGAAAAGUGUAAAAGUUCACAAUUGUAUUUGUCAUCCACAAAAAAGUUAGGAUUUCACAAAUGUUUUCUUUUUUAACUUAGCUGGGAUAGGCUCCAGCACCCCUGUGACCACCCCAAACCUCUUGGUGUGGUGCAGU